Messenger RNA from Kazachstania africana CBS 2517, 870 nucleotides. It is a transcript of the gene PET8, whose product is annotated as Pet8p. NCBI's taxonomy places the organism in Eukaryota, Fungi, Ascomycota, Saccharomycetes, Saccharomycetales, Saccharomycetaceae. The transcript has a single exon. Gene Ontology annotation, molecular function: S-adenosyl-L-methionine transmembrane transporter activity. The coding region runs from base 1 to 870 and encodes 289 amino acids. The record is from RefSeq and is a predicted model, not a curated record. Gene Ontology annotation, cellular component: mitochondrial inner membrane.
AUGUACACUGGCCCUUUUCUAAUAUCACUGGUUAGUGGUGCUGCAGCAGGUACAUCAACAGAUUUGGUGUUUUUUCCAAUUGAUACCUUAAAAACAAGAUUACAAGCAAGAGGUGGUUUUGUGAAAAAUGGUGGAUAUCACAAUAUCUAUAAGGGUGUUGGUAGUGCAAUCGUCGCUUCAGCUCCAAGUGCCUCCCUAUUCUUCAUAACAUAUGAUUCAUUGAAAUUUUAUCUGAAACCUUAUUUCCAUAAUAUAUUCUUAUCUUCGGGAAGUAACGUCAAUCCAGAACUGGUAGAUGCUUCCGUUCAUAUGGUUUCUUCUAUCUCUGGUGAAAUUGCAGCUUGUAUCGUCCGUGUACCUGCGGAACUUAUAAAACAGACCACACAAACUUCAAAAAUUUCAAAUUCUUCUUGGAAUACCGUCAAAAUUUUGCUACAUAAAGGCUCAAUGCCGAAUUCUUCCAUUCGAUCCACAUUCUAUCGUGGUUGGUGGUCUACCAUAAUGAGGGAAAUUCCCUUCACUUGUAUACAGUUCCCGCUAUACGAGUUUUUAAAGCAAAAAUGGCGUAUUUCCUCAACUGGUCAAGAAAAUGGCAAUUUGGCACCGUGGAAGGGUGCAAUAUGUGGGUCCAUAGCAGGUGGGAUUGCUGCUGCAACUACUACCCCAUUGGACUUCAUAAAGACAAGAAUAAUGUUAAGUGAUGGGUCAAUUACCCCCAAAAUGGUGUUGAAAACCACACUACAAAAUGAAGGCCCAUUAGUUUUUUUCAGUGGUGUAACCGCAAGAACUCUGUGGAUCAGUGCCGGUGGUGCCAUCUUCUUAGGCGUCUACGAAACAGUCCACCACCUCCUAACAAUCCCGCACACUUGA